AUGGAGGCCUGUAGCUUACCACGCGAUAUCUUGAUUGAUAUAUUUGCCACCUUUGAGAUCCCUGACCUCGUUCGUGCUGGUUCUGUUUGCUCCUCCUGGCGAUCCGUAUACACCACCCUGCGCAAGCUUGGGAAGUAUAAACAAUCCCAGACACCAUGCCUGCUCUACACUAGUGAAUCUGCCGGUGAGAACGUUGCAGGUCUCUACAGUCUCGCGGAGAACAAGUCUUACACAUUGCCUCUCCCAGACCCACCUAUUCGUAGUAGAUACGUGAUCGGUUCCAGCCAUGGCUGGAUUAUCACCGCCGACGAGAGGUCCGAGCUGCAUCUCCUCAACCCCAUUACAGGUGAUCAGAUUCCCCUCCCUUCGGUCACCACCAUUGAGCAGGUGAAACCUGUUCACAAUAACGAUGGUGUCCUUCACAAGUACGAGUUCUCAUGGUACACUGCAGAAGAGGUUUAUGACUCGCCCUCAAUCUAUGAUCUUGGGGAGCUGCGAGACCGUCUCUUCCACAAGGCAUUUCUGUCAUCGGAUCCGUCCAAUGGAGACUAUUAUGUUGUGCUCAUCUACACACCAUACCACCAACUCUCAUUUGCAAGAGCUGGGGAUGAUAAGUGGACUUGGCUGCCACCACAUAUUCAUUGUUCAGAUUGCAUCGUUAAGGAUUACAUGUUCUAUGUAUCGACUUCAGAUGGAGCAAUCCACGAGUUUGAUACCAGUGGCCCUACAGUAACACAAAAGCUUGUUAUAGAUGAGGUCAAGGAUGACAUCUUUGAGGAAAUACACAUUGUUCAAGCUCCAUGCGGUGAUAUGCUGCAAGUUUGGACGGUUCUGGAUUCAGCGGAAUUCGAUGGUGAUCUUUCAGAGCCUGAAUUUGAUGCCGAGUAUUAUGCACGCUGUUCCGUUAUCAUCAAAGUGUAUAAAGUGGACUUGGCAGCAAAAAAGCUUGCAGCGAUAAGCAGUUUAGGUGAGAAUGUGAUUUUUCUUGGGCAUAACCCAUCACUCUGUUUUAGUGCUGACCAAUAUCCCCAUUUGAAGGCUAAUCAUAUCUACUUCACUGAUGAUUCUGAGUACUUGGCUUUCAGACAGAAUUGUCACCGUUUUAUAAGAGUUGUCAACUUUGAAAAUAACAGUACUGAGGAAAUUGUUUCCCCUCAGCUUUGGUCCAACUGGCCAGCCCCUGCGUGGGUUAUACCGAAUCCUAGAAAGAUGAAUCAAGCACCACAAGAACCAGUGGCGGAGCUUCAGCCCGGCAUGCCCGGGCAGCUGCCCGGGCUCGGCUCCGUGCGGCAGGCGUAG
This is a messenger RNA of Lolium perenne, 1299 nucleotides long. RefSeq names its product F-box protein KIB4-like. Gene Ontology annotation, molecular function: protein binding. The record is from RefSeq and is a predicted model, not a curated record. NCBI's taxonomy places the organism in Eukaryota, Viridiplantae, Streptophyta, Magnoliopsida, Poales, Poaceae.